Molecule: messenger RNA, 4242 nt
Organism: Tachysurus vachellii
Lineage: Eukaryota; Metazoa; Chordata; Actinopteri; Siluriformes; Bagridae
Gene: ankk1
Product: ankyrin repeat and kinase domain containing 1
Exons: 8
Coding region: 62-2311 (749 amino acids)
Biological process (GO): protein phosphorylation; regulation of cell cycle process
Cellular component (GO): cytoplasm
Molecular function (GO): protein binding; ATP binding; protein kinase activity
Source: RefSeq, a predicted model, not a curated record
UGAAGAGAAGAUAUACCUCAGGUUGAGAUUGACAGAAUUUGGAUUGUUAGAAAAAUUCAAAAUGGCAAAACUUACUACACGUGCUAAAAGUCGGCAUCAUGAUUCCGGCAUUGGUGAGAGAUUUAUGUAUUUUAAAAAAGAAGAUUUUGAAGCAGACUGGGUGAAAGUUUCCGAAGGAAAGUUCGGGCAUGUGAACAAAGUCAAGCUAAAGCUGUGGCGAGAAAAGUGUGCCGUUAAGGCUUUUACCUCCAGUGAUUACAGGAACAUGGUGCAUACAGCCAAAAUAGGAAAGAUCAAAUUUAAAUACUUGAUGACCAUUUAUGGGCUGUGCAAAGGCUCGUCUGCAUCAGUGAUGGAGUACAUGAGCAGAGGAUCCCUGGAUAAUCUUCUCACAACUCAUACUCUUAUGUGGCCAAAAAAGUUCCAGAUGAUCCAUGAGGUGGCCAUGGGCAUGAACUUCCUACACAGCAUGAAGCCACCUUUCCUUCAUCUGAACCUGAAGCUAUCCAACGUCCUCCUUGAUGAUCACCUUCACGUUAAGAUUUCAGAUUUUGGGAUCAUUAAAUGGGCAGACUUUUCUAACAAGACAGCAUUCAUCGAGCAUUUGGCAGCAAGAGGAAACGUUAACUAUAUCCCACCAGAGACUUUCAGCCAGAACCCUGAACCUCCUACUUCAAAAUAUGAUGUUUACAGCUUCGCCGUUGUGAUGUGGGAGAUUCUGACCCAGAAGAGACCAUACUGUGGAAUGAAUAUGACUGAAAUAUUGAUCAGAGUGACAUCUGGAAAAAGGCCCGGUGUGGACAAGGUCCCAGAUGACAAGCCUCAUGAGUGUGAGGAGAUGAUCAGCUUAAUGCAACAAUGCUGGCACCAAGACUCAAGUGAACGACCAGCUUUUUAUGAGACCGUGAGGAUGACUGAAGCUUUAAGCGAUGUCCUGAAACUCCCAGACAAGAUUCCAGGCAGGGUGAUAAAGAAGAGGUCACAUAAAAUUGAAAAGUUUCAGUGUCUGCCAGCCUUGCAGAGAGGAGAUUCACACGAAACACAAGAAGGAAAUUCAGAUAAAGACAUUGUGUCAUACUUGAAACACAAAGACUUUGAAACCUUCAAGAACGUCUUAAAGAAAGAGCAUGUCUCGAUGCUCUUCAAAGAUGACAACUCACUCCUUCACUAUGCUGUCGCCAGCGGCAACAUUGAAAUUGUUAGGCUGGUGUUAAAUAAUGGGGCAUCAGUGAACUGCAAGAGUGCCAACGGAUACACUCCACUUCUCAUCGCAGUGUUGAAGAAGUUCCACGAGAUCUGCGGCCUGCUUGUGGAAAGCGGUGCUGAUGUCAACCUCGCCGAACAGGACCUGUGGACAGCUCUGCAUUUCGCGUCACAGAGCGGAGACGACCGGGCUGUUCGUCUCUUACUGGAUGCAAAAGCCACGGCUGACGUGAAAGACAAAGAAGGAUGGACACCUAUUCACCUUGCUUCUCAAAAUGGGCACGAAAAUGUUGUGCGCCAUCUUCUCUCUCGCUUGACCGAUGUAGACAUACAAGAAGAACAAUCUGGAAGGACAGCACUCCACACAGCAUGUGAGUAUGGUCACCUGAGCAUAGCCAAGCUCUUACUGGCUAAAGGAGCAGACCCAAACAGGACAGAUAAUACUCAAACCACCUCACUGCACCUAGCAGCCGAGCAGGGGCACUUCAGGGUAGCUCGGCUUCUGGUGAACAGCGGCGCAGAUGUGAAACUCAAAGACAAUCGUAAUUACAGCGCACUGCAUUUCGCAGCACUCCGAGGCUGCACAGGCAUAUGUAGGUUCCUGCUAAGUCACGGCGAGGACGCUGAUGUCAUGACAGGGCAGAAAUGGACACCCAUGCACCUGGCAGCACUUAAGGGACACUCCGAGACUUUGUUAGUUCUGGAGGAGAACGGCGGCUCUGUGGAUGCACAAGGUGAAGGAGGGUGGACGCCGCUGCACCUUGCAUGCCACCACCGGCACGACGAAGUGGUCUCGGUGCUGAUCAAUGCCGGGGUGAACCCAAACGUGGCUGAGGCAGGAGGAUGGAGUCCGCUGCACUUUGCGUGCCACAAUAAAGGCUUUGCCAAUGUGCUCUUGCUUCUUUCUGCGCACACUGACAUCAACGUUCAAAACAAAAGCAAGGACACACCACUGCAUCUGGCUGUGCAAUCAGGCAGCGUCCCAAUUGUCAAAGCCCUGCUGAUGAACAAUGCAGAUAAGUACAUAGUCAACUGCAAAGGAUAUACAGCAUUUGAUUUGGCUCAGCAAGCCAACAAUAAGGAGAUGAUGGAGUUAUUAAAGCAUUAGAACACUAGAUGAGAAAGGUGACCAGUACAGACAUUCAGAUCCCCAAGUAAUAACAAAUAACACCCGGCAGUGAGAGAGGAGAAAAGGGCCACAUCGAUCUCGCCCAUUGAUUGUGUCACUCUGCAUAUGUUUUUUUUUUUUUUUUCUUAAAAGCCUAUUGAUUGAUUCAGGGGCAUUUUCAUAAUGUGAUGAAAAGACAUUCCUCAGGUAUUACCCUGCAGUUGUGAAUGGAUCCUUCUGUGAGCACUUCUUUAAGAUUUGUUAAUAGUUGAAUAGGAGUUCAGAGCACUUCUACAGGAUUAGCUACCAUUCACAGGAAUAUCUUAAUGUGUCCACUCAGAUAACUUCUACUUUCAAGGAAUGAAGGUCAUUCGUGACAUUACAUUCCUUUAACACUACAUAGAGUUUCUGCUCUGACUGCAUUCUUCCCUAUGCUACUUUGCCUCAUAUAGGGAUCCAAUGAGCUACAUGUUAAACUAUAGCAUUGAUUUUUAUUUUUUAUUUUUUCUGAAAAGCUUGUAGUCUUAAGAAAGCACUGGAUGAACUCAUAAAAAAUCAAGACAUUUUCAAAUGAACAGCAGCGAGAUGUGAUUUGAUUUGAGUGAUAUAAACGCUUACUCACCACAACUGUUCAUAUGAAGCAAAUUGGUCUUAAUAGGAAGUGUGAGAACAUGUUGAAACGUGCAGUGAAUAUACAUAGAAUCAGACUCAUAGCAACUCCCGUACCAGAGAAAUCCUGCUUUUAUUGGGCUGGCUCAGAAAAAGAGCUUUAUAAGAGCAACAACAAUCAAUAAAUUUGCUAUCUCUCUGUUUGCUUAAUGGAAGAUCAAGCAUCAAUCAUACACCACGUACAGCCUCCUGCUACUGCUACUGAUGUGCAGAGAGAAGAUGAGCUGAUAGCGUAGAAGAACCAGAGCGAGAUUAGUUUAUAAGAAAAGAGAGAAGGCUGUAAGUUAUAACUAUAAUAUGUAUGAUACACCACCGGCUUAUCUCAGAAAGUAAUAUAAUGUGAGUCACGGUAAGAUUUUAUGGACAAAUGAUGUUGGUGUAGUUUCAUUAGUUCAGAAGUAAUUUUCUCACUUGACUUAUUCGUUUCUAUCCACAAAGACCACUCAGACGAAAGUGCUCGUUCAGUCCCUUGUCAUUUCCAGACAGCACAACUGCAACCUUCUCUUACAGGUCCUCUUCUAAGCUCUGAGAAUGAUCCAGAAUGAAGCUGGAUGACUUGUUUUUCUUGCAUUGCUACAGAUUUAAAACUCUGAUGCUUGCCUGCAAAGCCUGAAACAGGCCACAACCUUUUACCUUAAUGCAUAUCACCACAUUCCAUCUGAUCUUCUAGCACUGCUCGACGGGUUCCACCAUCUCUCGUGGAACAACAAAGGUACUGUACGAGAGUUUUUAGGCUGACGGCGUUCUUGGUCUGUGAUCUACUUCUCUUUAAAAGUGACAAGAGGACAUGGAGUGAUAUUUUGUCCAUUAUCAUCCUCCAAAGAAAUAAGAUAGAGCAAUCAAUACUUCAUAUAAUUUUAAUGUACUUUUCUUUAUUAGCUUUACUUUACAGCUAGAGCCAACUUCAUUGUUGAAACAAGCCUUAACAACGUUCAAUUACAUGACAUUACAAAACGGGUGUGCCAGAAACGAGGAGAGGACAAGAGAGUCAACUAAUUAGCUGCAUUGUACAGUAUAUUAGACGUUUGUUUAUUAAGUGUAACUUUGUAAUGUUUUCUUUGUUCACAUUAAGACUGGCAUGAAAAUCUUUAAUAAUAAUAACAAAACCUAAGCUUCCUGAUGCUCAUUGACAAUUUCCCCCAAGGAGAACCAGAGCUAUUGAUUGUGUCGAGACUGUUGGCUUUAGUGAGAGGCUUGCUUUAUUAUUCUUGUCAAAUGCUAACUAGAUGCCCUAUUAAAUCACAGCACCGUCUAAAAGUCCA